AUAAAUUGGACAGAAGCACAGGACUUCUGCCGGGAUAACUAUUCUGAUCUUGUCACUUUGUACAAUCAGGAGGACUCUCAGCAGCUGACACAGUUAACAGCAUCUAAUAGCAGCUAUAAAGCCUGGAUAGGUCUCAAUCGCAAAGAGCACAGUCUGAAGUGGUCCAAUGGAGAUUAUGUUAAUGACACUUCAUGGUCACCACUUCCAAGUCCAUACACAGAGCCAAUGUGUGCAGCCAUAAUCACAAUACAACAUGGGAGAAUUGUACAGAGCAGAAAUACUUUAUGUGUUAUAAAAAAGGUAAAACAUUCCAUACUACAAAAAAAAAACAUUAGAUUUCCUAGAUGUUGUUGCUCCUCAACAACAUCCAGUUCAUAUUAUUAUAAUUCUUCAAUAAUAUCUAGAUAUAAUUAUUUGAUAUCAAACUAAGUUGAGUAGAGUAAAAUGUUUGUCCAUUCUGUGUGCUGGGCCUCGUGAUUCCUUGCUGAUUGAACAGAACAUGACCUGGUAUGAGGCUCAGAGGUACUGCAGGAAGAAUUACACUGACCUGGACAGAAGGAGGAAG
Coregonus sp. 'balchen' is the source of this 565-nucleotide messenger RNA. Lineage: Eukaryota; Metazoa; Chordata; Actinopteri; Salmoniformes; Salmonidae. The record is from the annotation of a GenBank genome assembly.